Molecule: messenger RNA, 1218 nt
Organism: Lachancea mirantina
Lineage: Eukaryota; Fungi; Ascomycota; Saccharomycetes; Saccharomycetales; Saccharomycetaceae
Source: the annotation of a GenBank genome assembly
AUGCGCCAAAGAAUUUCAGUGGUCUCGAAAAAUCAUGAUGUACUCAGUGAAGAUUUGGAUAUCCAAGAUAACUCUGUAGUAAUGAGAGGUAACGGUCAAUUCAUUCAGCGAAGAUGGACUAUCGAAAGAAAUGUAACAUUGCCAACAUCGUCUCUGGAAGCCACUCGAAUAACUUGGAAAAGAGCCAAGAAUUGCCAGCAAAAUAUUUUAGAACCUACAUUGAUCAAUGGAUUAAACGUAUAUGUCGGCAAUAGGACAGAAUCCAAUGGUCCAAUGCUACCGAAUUUCAAACUCGUCCAUGCAGAUGAAUUUGAUGAAGACAUGAUCUAUGAUAAAUUACCAGAAGUGGCUACCAUCUUGCAGAAAUUUGAUGAGGGACUCGCGGAUCUAGAUAUUCAAGUAGAAGGAGCUACUAUUAAGGUCGAUGAAUAUUUUCAAGUGGAGACCGAUUCGUUGGUCAAGGUCAAAAUUGAUGAGCAUUUGAGUAAACUCGAGGCAGGCUUCUUUUCUGUGGAAUCAGAAGAUAACACUGAGGUCACUUUGAAUGGAGUCAGGUGUAUGUGGCUCGAAAAUGGUACUAUUGACAAAUGCCAACAGACAAUGCUUUUUUACCAACAAGCCCACAUUCGGCGACCAAUUGAUUCGCGAACUCCCCUAACGUUGCGUCAGCCGGUCGGUCUGCACCCAAAUGUCGCUAUUGAUCUGCGAGAACAUGACAAUAAGACACAGUGCGAGUUUUUCUCAUAUAUAACGCUACCCAGAGAGUUGUUUGUGGACAAGUACCAAAGCAGCCCGGUUUUCCUCCAUGGAAGUCAGGAUCUUGAGCUUCCGGAGUAUAAAUUACCCGCUGACGUAUGGGGCUCUGAAACUAUGUUCAGGCUUCAACCAGGAAUUGAAAAUGAAAUUAAAUUGCAUUCCCGCUAUGUUCGACCCGUUGAUGGGGUGGCGGUCAAUACAGCAAGCUUUGACCUUCUCGUGUUUAAAGCUUGCGAUAGUGGAUCCUCUUCGGUUCGCGAAAAUCCUUUUUACUCGAAGGGUCUCGGAUUCGAGGCUUACUUCACGGAGGAUACAGUUUUCACGCAUUUAAACACUACAAAAAUUGAGGUUUCUAUACCGGCAGGUAACAUGAAUGAUUACCACUUUUUCCAACUCACAACCGUGCUAUGCGUUGUUGUGUCAUUGGUCUAUCUCUUUGCCAAAUUUUUUAAAAAUACUUAA